AUGUCCAUACCCACAGCCUCGCCUCGCUCCGCCGUCGAAGCCGCCCUCGACCUCUUCUUCCGCGCGCGCCACGAUCCCUCAAUACAGCCAUCCGCGUGGGACGACCUCGUGGCCACGUUCGAUGAAGAACAACUUGAGCAGCUCGAGGAUGCAACGAGCGUGCUGCGACGCAAUUGGCCGAGGCAUGUACCUUAUCCUAACCUCGUUGGCUUUGUGAGGUGGCAGGUGGAGAAGGCGGAGAGGAGGGACAAGGAGCUGGAUAGGAGGGAGAAGGAGGAUGAGAGGAGGGAGAGGGAGGAUGAGAGGAGGGAGAGGGAGGAUGAGAGGAGGGAGAAGGAGGUGAGGGAGGAGGAGGAGGCUAGAGCGAUGUCGGAUACGGAAGAGGAGUGA
Alternaria novae-zelandiae is the source of this 390-nucleotide messenger RNA. RefSeq lists its product as uncharacterized. The transcript has a single exon. Bases 1 to 390 code for a protein of 129 amino acids. The record is from RefSeq and is a predicted model, not a curated record. NCBI's taxonomy places the organism in Eukaryota, Fungi, Ascomycota, Dothideomycetes, Pleosporales, Pleosporaceae.